Messenger RNA from Mangifera indica (mango), 1317 nucleotides. Its product is annotated as gamma carbonic anhydrase 1, mitochondrial. The transcript has 6 exons. Lineage: Eukaryota; Viridiplantae; Streptophyta; Magnoliopsida; Sapindales; Anacardiaceae. The record is from RefSeq and is a predicted model, not a curated record. Bases 107 to 922 code for a protein of 271 amino acids.
GGACAGCCAACACAGUCCCUUCCUCCAUUUUCAGAUAGUCCACUCAUCAUAGUAGCUUAAUCUGUACUUCUUCUGUAAAUCAGAACCGUUGAUCUGAGCUCAGACGAUGGGAACGUUAGGGAAAGCCAUAUACUCCGUCGGCUUUUGGAUCCGGGAAACCGGUCAAGCCCUUGAUCGUCUUGGUUGUCGCCUCCAGGGCAAUUACUACUUUCAAGAACAACUGUCUAGGCAUCGGACUCUCAUGAACAUAUUUGACAAAGCCCCUGUUGUUGAUAAGGAUGCAUUUGUAGCCCCUGGUGCAUCUAUAAUCGGUGAUGUUGAGGUGGGCAGAGGUUCGUCCGUUUGGUAUGGGUGUGUUUUGAGAGGUGAUGUUAACAGAAUAAGCGUCGGUUCUGGAACAAAUAUUCAGGACAAUUCCCUUGUUCAUGUAGCAAAAUCAAAUUUAGCUGGGAAGGUUUUACCAACUAUCAUUGGAGACAAUGUUACUGUCGGUCAUAGUGCUACCUUGCAUGGAUGUACUGUUGAAGAUGAUGCAUUUGUUGGUAUGGGUGCAACCUUGCUGGAUGGAGUUUAUGUUGAGAAGCAUGCGAUGGUGGCUGCCGGCGCUCUUGUAAGGCAGAAUACCAAAAUUCCUUGUGGUGAGGUUUGGGCAGGUAAUCCGGCAAAGUUCCUAAGGAAGCUCACAGAAGAAGAGAUUGCCUUCAUCUCUCAGUCAGCCUUAAAUUAUUCUAACUUAGCCCAGGUUCAUGCAGCUGAAAAUGCAAAGAGCUUUGAUGAAAUUGAGUUUGAGAAGAUGCUUCGCAAGAAAUUUGCUCGUCGUGAUGAGGCAUAUGAUUCAAUGCUUGGUGUUGUUCGUGAAACACCUCCAGAGCUUAUCCUUCCUGAUAAUAUUAUGCCCAACAAAGUGCCAAAAACAGCUUAAACGCGAUUAAUCCUGGGGCAGAGGUGGAGAAGCUUGAUGCAUAUUCUUCUUGAGCAGACAGCGAGAUUUUUAAUUGCCCAGCUCAGGUCACCAGGAAGGAACAUGCUUUUUCACUCUUCUCAAACACAAUUCAGCUGGGAUUCUGGGGCCAACUUAUUUGUACUAUUUUGUUUUGUUUCUUUACCGAGCCAUUUGUUGUCUCUCUAAUCAGCAUCAAUAGCAUUGACUAAUUUUGGUACAGCUCCAAAACUAUUCUAUUUAUGCCCAACUCUGCCUGUUCCCCACUUACCAUGCCAAUUGCCAACCCAUAUGCAUGAACAUUAUUCAAUUUUGAAUUUGUAAUUUUCAAACCAAAAUGGCUACUUCUUCUUCAUAUAUUUUAGUAGGAUGUCACA